CAUUCCGCGCUCCAUGAAUAAGAAAUACCCGAUCAAAGCGUAGAUAUCCAGAAGAACAUAAAGUUGAGAAAUUAGAUGCUACAGAAUCACGAACACUUUUUACGCUAUGGCAGCAGGACCAGUUUCUGAAAGAAACCAAGAUGCCACGAUUUAUGUCGGUGGCUUGGAUGAAAAAGUGACGGAGCCGCUCCUAUGGGAACUAUUUGUACAGGGAGGUCCCGUGGUUAAUGUUCAUAUGCCCAAGGAUCGCAUUACAUUGCUACACCAAGGAUAUGGAUUUAUAGAAUUCCUAAGUGAAGAUGAUGCAGACUAUGCAUGUAAAAUCAUGAAUAUGAUUAAGCUCUAUGGCAAGCCUAUACGAGUAAACAAAGCAUCAGCACACCAGAAGAAUUUGGAUGUAGGAGCAAAUAUUUUCAUUGGAAAUUUAGACCCUGAAGUUGAUGAGAAGCUUUUGUAUGACACCUUUUCUGCGUUUGGUGUCAUCCUCCAAACCCCAAAGAUUAUGCGUGAUCCCACUACUGGGAAUUCAAAGGGCUUUGCCUUCAUCAACUUUGCCAGUUUCGAUGCAUCUGAUGCAGCCAUCGAAGCCAUGAAUGGGCAGUAUUUGUGCAAUAGACCUAUUACAAUUUCAUAUGCCUUUAAGAAAGAUUCUAAAGGUGAGCGCCAUGGAUCUGCUGCUGAAAGACUAUUAGCUGCACAGAAUCCUCUUGCGCAAACGGAUCGCCCACAUCAACUUUUUGCUGAUGCUCCUCCAAUGCCUCCUCAAAUGCCUUCCAUGGGAAUUGCCACCGGGAUGCCCCCACCGCCGCCACCUCCAUUGCAGGGACUGUCGAUGGCUAUGCCACCACCACCCCCACCUCCACCUUCCUGGGCACCUCCACCACCGCCUCCUCCGUCUUCGGCUUUUGUUCCCCUUCCACCUCCAAUCCCACCGCCUCCGUCGUGGGCGCCUCCACCGCCGCCACCAUCUACUGGAUUUGUGCCAAUGCCACCACCUCCAGCUUAACGUUAUUAACUCAUGUAUUGUGUGGGUACGACCAAAUGGCGUACGCUGUAAGAAAAUAAUACAUCAUUUCUUUUCCACGUUUGAAUUUCCAAA
This is a messenger RNA of Daphnia carinata, 1099 nucleotides long. It is a transcript of the gene Spx, whose product is annotated as splicing factor 3B subunit 4-like. The transcript is spliced from 4 exons. Gene Ontology annotation, cellular component: nucleolus; U12-type spliceosomal complex. The record is from RefSeq and is a predicted model, not a curated record. NCBI's taxonomy places the organism in Eukaryota, Metazoa, Arthropoda, Branchiopoda, Diplostraca, Daphniidae. Gene Ontology annotation, biological process: positive regulation of mRNA splicing, via spliceosome. Gene Ontology annotation, molecular function: RNA binding. Bases 107 to 1006 code for a protein of 299 amino acids.